AUGUCUAAAGUCGGUUAUAUUAAGGAAGAAUUAUCGAAAUUACACACCGGUUAUGGUUUAAUGAGUUUAACUUGGAAACCAGUUCCAGUCUCAAAAGAAAUAUCUUUUGAAUCCAUGAGACAAGUUAUUGCCUUGGCUGAAUCCAAUAAAACAAAGGCUUUCUUCAAUGUCGGUGAAUUUUACGGUCCAGAUUUUAUUAAUUUAAACUACGUGCGGGAUUUCUUCGCCAAAUACCCUGAUUUAAGAAAAGAAGUUAUCAUCUCUUGUAAAGGUGGUAUUAACAACCAAACUUUUAUGAGUGAAGGUAAAUAUGACGACGUUAUAACUAGUGUUGAAAAUUGUAUAAGAGAAAUUGGCGGUUACAUAGAUUUAUUUGAAGUUGCUAGAUUAGACGAAUCCUUAAUUAAGGCUGGUGAAGAAUAUCCACGUGAAUCUUUCGAAGCAUUAGCAAAAUUAGUUGACGGAGGUUUGAUUGGUGGUAUCUCUCUAUCAGAAGUUACUAGUCCUCAAAUCAGAGCCAUUGCUAAGGAUUUCGGUAAAUACUUAACCUGUGUCGAAGUCGAAUUAUCUCUAUUCAGUCUCAAUAUUUUCGAAAAUGACGUUGCUAAAGCAUGUAGUGACUUAAAUUUGAUCAUUAUCUGUUACUCUCCAUUAGGUAGAGGUUUAUUAACUGGUCAAGUCACUUCAAAUGCAGAUAUUCCAGAAGGUGAUAUUAGAAAGAAAAUGAAGAGAUUCCAUGGUGAUUCUUUACAACAAAACUUAUUGCUUGUUAAGUUUUUACGAACUGAAAUUGUUGAUAAACGUGAUGCCGCCCACCAAGUCACUUUACCACAAGUUGCUUUGGGUUGGAUCAAGCAUUGGAAUGGUCAAAAGAAGUAUGCUGGUGCCAAAUUUAUCCCAAUUCCAAGUGGUUCUACAAUUGAUAGAGUGAAUGAAAACUUCGAUGAACAAAAGUGUACUAUCACAGAUGAAGAAUUCCAAAAAAUUAACAAAUUCUUAGAACAAUUCGAAACUCAAGGUGAUAGAUACGAACAUGCUUAA
Messenger RNA from Kazachstania africana CBS 2517, 1041 nucleotides. Its product is annotated as pyridoxine 4-dehydrogenase. Gene Ontology annotation, cellular component: cytoplasm. Bases 1 to 1041 code for a protein of 346 amino acids. Lineage: Eukaryota; Fungi; Ascomycota; Saccharomycetes; Saccharomycetales; Saccharomycetaceae. The record is from RefSeq and is a predicted model, not a curated record. The transcript has a single exon.